AUGCCUUACAACACGCGCCGAAAGUCGCUUUCUUUACCCAGUCUUGGGAUUCACGUCCCAAUGACACAUGCUGCUCGAGCUGCUGCUGCUGCUGCUUCCAAGAACGCUUCAAGAUCGUCUUCUUCGUCUUCAUCAAGUGCUGCUUCAUCCGCCUUGUCACCGUCCUCGUCUGGCUCCGAGGCCCCCGAAGCGCAUCCCAAUAAGCGACAGAAGCGAUCGCAUUCCGACGACGACAUUGCCAUUGAGCAGACACCUCCUCCUUCACCUACACCAGGCUCAAGCCUCGACCUUGAUACAAACCAGUCCGCCAUUGACUUCAAGACGAUCAACGACGACAUUGUCGAGGCAGUUAUUGUUCAAUUACAGUCAACUGGAAACCGCCCUCACCUCGUCAAGGAGCUUGCUACCGUUCUGGCACAACGUCUUACCUCCGUUCAACAUUCUGCCAACCCUUGCGCAAUCAUCUCUUCAAGGCUGGCCUCAUAUGCUAAGCGACAAUGCUGGAGUGACACAAAACCAUGCCCUAUCGCCAAGGAACUUGAGAGCGUCCACCCUCGAAGGAUCUAUUAUUUCCUCACCACCUGCCCUCGUCAGCCCAUUCCCGAACCCAACUCCACAGUGUCUGCUCAUGCCGCCCUCGAAACUCCUUCGGUGUCUCUGACGGAUGAUUCCGGCUCCGAUGACGAUGCUCGCCGGCGGGAGCUCAGCCCAUCGCCCGAGGUUGACCUUUCUGACCAUGGAUUCGAGGAAGGUGACGACGAUGUUAUCAUGCCUCUGACUCCCAUCGGCUCUCUUCCCUCUCAUCACCGUUACGUGCCAAACCGUCGCAACAGCCGUCACAACUCACCGCCUCUGGAAAAAGAUGAGCGGGAGUUUACACAAACGGCCGACUUCUUGCAGAAACGCAAGUUCGCCGAGGACACCCCUGUUGCUGAGUCCGCCGAUCGCACCACCCACACUUCAGAGUAUGGGUACCGCGACGAUUUCUGGUUCGGCGACCAUCGCAUCUUCACCUCAAAUGCCCUCCUUACCAGCCCCGCGGUGAAGCCUAGCUCCAUGUCAAACACGGCAUCUAGUCUGCGAAAAGAGGACGAUGGUGAGAGCUGGCUAAAGUUUAGCAAGCUCAUGGAAUGGGACCGCGGCGCUGAGAGCAUCGAAAUUGAUGAGCUUGAUUGCUUACUCGAUACGUGCUAA
Molecule: messenger RNA, 1194 nt
Organism: Fusarium tjaetaba
Lineage: Eukaryota; Fungi; Ascomycota; Sordariomycetes; Hypocreales; Nectriaceae
Exons: 2
Coding region: 1-1194 (397 amino acids)
Source: RefSeq, a predicted model, not a curated record